Molecule: messenger RNA, 3872 nt
Organism: Cucurbitaria berberidis CBS 394.84
Lineage: Eukaryota; Fungi; Ascomycota; Dothideomycetes; Pleosporales; Cucurbitariaceae
Product: calcium ATPase
Exons: 4
Coding region: 361-3402 (1013 amino acids)
Biological process (GO): intracellular calcium ion homeostasis; calcium ion transmembrane transport
Cellular component (GO): membrane
Molecular function (GO): ATP hydrolysis activity; ATP binding; P-type calcium transporter activity
Source: RefSeq, a predicted model, not a curated record
GUGGCUUAGCGCGGCGGGCGGGCGAGAGAGAGUGAGAGGACAGAUUUCUUUGGGGACGUUUUCUCUCGACGAGCCCAAGUUUUGCGAAAGCUUUGCGCCAAACACACUUGGAAUAAUCUUUCUAAUAUAAUAAAGCUGUUGUUUCUGCGGCCUGGCUUCAGAGACUGUACCUUCUCUUGAAAUUCUACAAACCCCCCCUGCGACUGCAGAUUUCUGGUCGUAUCGCUAUCUGCUGCUGUACUUCUGCGCCCCGUACCAAGACAAGACGACCAACGCGCACACCGAUUGACGCGCGAUACAACGUCCAACGCGCACGAGAUCAGACUUGAGGAUUACUUGACGGGGAAGCGUGUGGGAGGCAUGGAGAAUGCGUACACAAAGUCGCCCGCUGAGGCGCUCAGGCAGUUCCAGGUAACAGAGGAAGGAGGCCUUUCAGAGCAGCAGGUCAGGAGCUCGAGAGAGAAGCAUGGCAAGAAUGCGCUGCCAGAAGACCCCCCAACGCCCAUCUGGGAGCUCAUACUCGAGCAGUUCAAGGACCAGCUCGUCAUUAUCCUGCUCGGCUCGGCCGCAGUGUCGUUUGUGCUCGCGCUCCUCGAGGACGACGAGGGCUGGACCGCUUUCGUGGACCCGGCAGUUAUCCUCACCAUCCUCAUCCUGAACGCCGUCGUCGGUGUCUCGCAAGAGACCAGCGCCGAAAAAGCCAUCGCCGCGCUCCAGGAAUACUCGGCCAACGAGGCCAAGGUCGUUCGCGACGGACACAUUACCCGCAUCAAGGCCGACGACUUGGUCCCUGGCGAUGUCAUCUCCGUCACCAUUGGCGACAGGAUACCCGCCGACUGCAGGAUCCUGUCCAUCCAGAGCAACAGCUUCAACAUCGACCAGUCCAUCCUGACGGGUGAGAGCGAGAGCGUGUCCAAGGAUACCCGGGCUGUCAAGGACGCAAAUGCCGUCAAGCAGGACCAGAUCAACAUGCUCUUCUCCGGCACCACGGUGGUCACGGGCCAUGCGACUGCGCUGGUUGUCUUGACCGGUGGCAGCACGGCGAUUGGCGACAUCCACGAGAGCAUCACGGCGCAGAUCUCGGCGCCCACGCCGCUCAAGGAGAAGCUCAACGACUUUGGCGACCAGCUUGCCAAGGUGAUUACUGCCAUCUGCAUCCUGGUCUGGCUCAUCAAUAUCCGCAACUUUAGCGACCCGAGCCAUGGCAGCUUUACCAAGGGUGCCAUUUACUACCUCAAGAUUGCUGUUUCGCUCGGUGUGGCUGCGAUUCCGGAGGGUCUGGCGGUUGUCAUUACGACUUGUCUAGCGCUAGGUACGCGCAAGAUGGCGGCGAGGAACGCGGUUGUGAGGAGUCUGCCGUCCGUGGAGACACUGGGCAGCUGCAGCGUUAUUUGCUCCGACAAGACGGGCACCCUGACCACCAACCAGAUGAGCGUCAACAAGCUGGUCUUCAUCAACGAUGCCGGCAACGGGCUUGAAGAAUUUGAUGUCGAGGGCACCAGCUUCGCGCCCGAGGGCCAGGUCUCGUUCCAAGGCAAGCCGGUGCAGAAUCUCGCGGCUUCGUCCGAGACGGUCCGCCAGAUCUGCGAGGUUACUGCGCUGUGCAACGAGGCUGCGCUGUCCUACGACGCCAAGAACGGAACGUACAGCCUUGUGGGCGAGCCUACUGAGGGCGCGCUCGUCGUCUUGGUGGAGAAGGUCGGAACUGCUGAUGCGAGGGUCAACGCAAGUCGCGCGAGCGCUUCCCCCGAGGAACGCCUCGACUUCUCGACCAAGCACUACGAAAGCCAAUACUCGCGCCUUGCUACGUAUGAGUUCUCGCGCGACCGCAAGAGCAUGUCCGUCCUGGUCAAGAACGCAAACUCGCAGAAACUCCUCGUCAAGGGCGCGCCCGAGUCCAUCCUCGACCGCUGCACCAGCGUCAUCGUCGGCAAGGACGGCAAGAAGGUGCCGCUCAACAAGCAGCUCGCCAGCCUCAUCAACAAGGAAAUCAUCGAGUACGGUAACCGCGGUCUUCGCGUCAUCGCGUUGGCUUCGGUCGAGGAUGUUGGAUCGAACCCGCUCCUUUCCACGGCCAAGACGACCCAGGAGUACACGCAGCUCGAGCAGAAGAUGACCCUCAUCGGUCUCUGUGGCAUGCUGGAUCCUCCCCGUCCUGAAGUGCGCGCCUCGAUUGCAAAGUGCCGCUCUGCUGGAAUCCGCGUGGUCGUCAUUACCGGCGACAACCAGAACACGGCCGAGGCCAUUUGCCGCCAAAUCGGCGUCUUCGGUCCCAAUGAAGACCUCACUGGCAAAUCGUAUACUGGCCGCCAGUUCGACGACCUCAGCGACGCUGAGAAGAUGCACGCUGCCAAGCACGCUUCCCUGUUCUCCCGCACCGAGCCCACGCACAAGUCCAAGCUCGUGGAUCUCCUCCAGCAGGCAGGCGAAGUAGUCGCCAUGACAGGCGACGGUGUCAACGACGCGCCGGCCCUGAAAAAAGCCGACAUUGGCGUCGCCAUGGGCUCAGGCACCGACGUGGCCAAGCUCGCCGCCGACAUGGUGCUCGUAGACGACAACUUCGCGACCAUCGAAGGCGCCGUCGAGGAAGGCCGGUCCAUCUACAACAACACGCAGCAAUUCAUCCGCUACCUCAUCUCGUCCAACAUCGGCGAGGUCGUCAGCAUCUUCCUCACGGCCGCAAUGGGCAUGCCCGAAGCCCUCAUCCCCGUCCAGCUCCUCUGGGUCAACCUCGUCACCGACGGCCUGCCCGCCACCGCCCUGUCCUUCAACCCGCCCGACAACGACGUGAUGAAGCGCCAGCCCCGCAAGCGCGACGAACCGCUCAUCUCGGGAUGGCUGUUUUUCCGCUACAUGGUCAUCGGGACCUACGUCGGCGCCGCCACCGUCUUCGGAUACGCAUGGUGGUUCCUGUUCAACUCCGCCGGGCCGCAGAUUUCCUUCUACCAGCUCCGCAACUUCCACAGCUGCGCCGCACAGUUCCCGGAGAUUGGGUGCGAGAUUUUCGCCAAUGAGAAGGCGCAGGCGGCGUCGACUGUCUCGCUGAGUAUCCUUGUCGUUAUUGAGAUGCUCAAUGCGAUGAAUGCGCUGUCGAGCUCCGAGAGCUUGGUUACCCUCCCGCUGUGGAAGAACAUGAUGCUUGUGUAUGCUAUUUGUCUCUCCAUGGCGCUGCACUUUGCUCUCGUAUACCUCCCCUUCCUGCAAGGCCUGUUCAGCGUUGUCCCGCUCUCCGCGCAUGAGUGGCGCGCUGUGCUGUGGAUUAGUGCGCCGAUUAUUGUGAUCGAUGAGGUGCUCAAGUUCUUCGAGCGUCAGUUCUUCAUUCAGAAGGGCAAUGAGAAGUUGGAGUUGGAUGAGAAGAAGGCUGCGGCUGUGGAGCAGAAUGGCCGGCCGAAGAAAGAGUAGAGUAGAAGAUGUUUCGCGUUUGUGUUGGCGUGGGUAUAGACGCAUGUUUCUUUACGCGUGGGUGGUUGGGCGGCUGGUUGGUUGGUUGGGGAGAUGUAGGUAUUAGAUGGCUGGCUGGCUUGCUUGCUUGCUUGCUUGCUUGCUUGCUUGCGAGAGUUUAUAACAUGCGUUCAUAAGAGAGUAGAGUAGAGUUAAGUAGAGGUGACAUUGCACUGCAUCUAGACCGUUGAAAGGGCUGAAAGAAUAAAAUAUAGAAGAUCACAUUUUGCAUAAGAAGAGUUUAGAAUGGAAAGGAGAGAAGAGGAGAGAGGAGAAGAGGAGAGUAAAUGUGUAAUACCUAUACUCACUGUGUUAAGGUGCUGGAUAUAGCACCUGAACUGUGAUUUUAUACUGAUUUCUCCUACUACUGUGUUUGUAGAAUCCGCUCUAGCGUUACCUAUACUCUUCAAACAAAGCAGUAAUACCUAUAC